AUGACCCGUCUCCGUUCGAUGCCGGAGCGCGCCGCAGAAAAGAUCUGGGUUGAGAGUGAAGCUAUUGAAGCAACUGUGGAACUUCUGGAGCACUCUGCGUCACUUCACCCAGAUGUGCAGAAGCAUAACUUUCCAAUUUUUGAACAUUUGUCGAAAGAGGACCUACUGCAAAGAUGCUUGGGCGGCCACACACAAAAUGCAAACGAAAGUUUUAAUUCAACGAUUUGGCGAUUCGCUCCCAAGCAUCUGUAUUCUGGGCUGAAAAUAAUCGAAAUCUCAGCAUUUAUAGCAGCAGGAUUGUUUAAUGAAGGAUAUUCUUCAAUUUUAAAAAAUAUGAGUGGCUUAGAUAUUAUUAUUGGAAGGCAGAGCAAAACUUUCGCUGACGACAUCAACGAGAAGCGGGUUAUUCGGCAGGAGCGGUGCAGCUCUUUAACUAAAGAAGCUCGGCAAGCAGCCCGAGAACAAGCUAUGCUGGCAAAUCAGCUCUAUGAGGAGACUGAAGGGCUACUAUAUGGACCUGGAAUCGCUGACUAGCUGGUAAAUCUUUGAAAUCAUUGAGUUUUCAUUUCUCAAAACUUUAAACGCGUUUUUCUCGAAACUACAUUUUAAAAACUUGCUGGAAAUGUAGCUCAAAAACUAUUUAACAGAUUCUCCUGAAAUUUGGCUUAAAAUAUAAAUAAUAACAUCUGCUUCUGUGUGAACCU
This is a messenger RNA of Vollenhovia emeryi, 704 nucleotides long. RefSeq lists its product as uncharacterized. Lineage: Eukaryota; Metazoa; Arthropoda; Insecta; Hymenoptera; Formicidae. The transcript is spliced from 3 exons. Bases 1 to 534 code for a protein of 177 amino acids. The record is from RefSeq and is a predicted model, not a curated record.